Molecule: messenger RNA, 4630 nt
Organism: Dermatophagoides farinae (American house dust mite)
Lineage: Eukaryota; Metazoa; Arthropoda; Arachnida; Sarcoptiformes; Pyroglyphidae
Biological process (GO): protein deubiquitination
Molecular function (GO): K63-linked deubiquitinase activity; cysteine-type deubiquitinase activity
Source: RefSeq, a predicted model, not a curated record
UGCUCAUCAUUGAAAUCAAAAAAAAAAAAAAUCAUCAUCUACGUUACUGGUGGCUAAUAUAAUAUAUUUUCAUUAUUAAUUUCCAUUCCUUAAUUCUUCCUUCAUCACGAAGAAUAAAAAAGAAUUUUUUUUUUCUCAACCAAAACGCAAAAACAAAAUAUAUCAAAUGAUACGCACACACACAACACAAUAACACCAAGUCUUAAUUCUUCCAGCCCACACAAACACAAGAUAAUUUCCUGAAUUACGCGACAUUCGUUUCAUUGAUUCAAUCAAUCGAACUUCGAUUUUUGUUUCGUUUUUUCUUCUUGGUCCUUGAUAAAUUUCGAAUUUAUUUCAAAAAUUUUCUCGAGGUCUCAACAGAUUCAAUAACAAUAUAAUAAUAAUAUAAUGACGAUAUUACCGAAAAAGAAACAAUCAAAACAGCAACAAUCUACUAAUGAAGAACAACAUCAUGUUGUUGGUCAUUCAUCAAAUGUUGUUGUUGUAGGUACACAACACGGUGGUGGACAAUCAUCACAAAUCAAUGGACCAUCAUCACAAUUAUCAACAACAAAUGGACGUAUUCAUGUUAAUCAUCAAUGGUCAACAACACAACGUAAUCAUAUUGUUGUAAAUGGUGAUUGUCCAGUAGAUAAACGUCCAGCACCGGAUAAUGGACAUUCAACGCAUGGAUCACAACAUUCAAGUAAACGUAGACAUCGUAUACAACACCAGCAGCAACAACAACAACAACAACAACGUACAGUGGUUGUUGAAAGAUGUGAUUCCGGUGAACGUGAUACAACAACGACAACAAAACAUCAACAUCCACGAACAAUUGCAAAUAUACGUUCAAUUGGAUCGAAUUCAUCAUCAUCAUCGAAUAAUUCUGCAGGAACACAUUCUGAUCCUGAUUCAAUGAUAGCUAUACCGGGUUGUAGUAGCAAUAAUGAUAAUAAUGUUGAAGGUGAAGAAGAAGAAGAAGAAGAAGAAGAAGAAGAUUUUUCCGGUUAUAAUAGCGGUGAUGAAUAUCAACGUAAUGCCCAAAAUAAUGAUCCAUCCGCACAAACGGAUUGGGAAGAAAAAGAACGUCAAUUUGAACGUAUCAUGCGUAAGAAAGGAUUUAAUAUUAAAAAAAUGUCUGAAGAUGGUGCUUGUCUAUUUCGUGCUGUCGCCGAUCAAGUUUAUGGUGAUCAAGAAAUGCAUUCAGCUGUACGGAAAUUAUGUAUGGAUUAUAUGGAAAAGAAUGGUGAUUAUUUUUCACAAUAUGUAACGGAAAAUUUUGCCGAUUAUAUCCGCCGCAAACGUUGUGAACAUAUACAUGGCAAUCAUAUUGAAAUUCAAGCAUUGAGUGAAAUAUUUAAUCGUCCAAUACAAGUAUAUCAUUAUUCAUCGGAACCAAUUAAUAUUGAAAAUUGUCAAAAAACUGAUAAUGAACCAAUACGAUUAUCAUAUCAUCGUAAUACACAUUAUAAUUCAAUAGUGAAUCCAUAUAAAGCAACCAUCGGAGUUGGUUUAGGACUACCGGCAUUUAAGCCUGGUAUAGCGGAAAAAUCAUUGGUUGAAAAAGCAUUAUUUAUGUCUGAACAACAUGAAUUAGAACAGGCAAUGUUGGAAGAUAAAAUUCGUGCUACAGAUUGGGAAGCCACGAAUGAAGCUAUUGAAGAACAAAUUGCACGUGAAUCAUAUAUUGAAUGGUUACGUGAUAAUGAACGAAGAUCACGUACAACAACAACAACAACGGCGACAACAAAAUCAUCAAGUGCUACCUCAACAACAUUGACAAACCAGAAUAAUAAUAAUCUUAUAGAUGGUGAACAGAUUUCAAACAACAACAAUAUGAAUUCUUCGUCAUCAUCAUCAACAACACAAUUAUCACCAAGAUGUUAUUCACCACGAUGUUCAUCAUCACCAUCAUCAUCAUCUAUGAUGAUGAUGAAAGGUGGUGUUGGUGCUGUAUCUUCUUCCUCAAAUCAUCAUCAACAACGUUCAAGUCCAAAACGUUCGAAUGAACCACCACCACCACCAUCAUCAUCAUCAUCAUCGAGAAGUCCAAAAGGCGCAACAACAACAAUAACGACAACAAAUGAUGAUGGUUCGAUUUCAGCUGCUGCAUCAACAUUUCUUCAUGAAUUACCAGCAUCAUAUCUUGGUCUAAAUGAUUGGGAUGUAUCCGAUCCAUUAUUAGCUCAAGUAUUGGUACAAUCACAAGCUGAAUAUUUGGAAUCAUUAAAACAACAACAACAACAGCAACAACGAAUAAAUUCAGAUGUAGAUCCAAAUAAUGAAUCAUCAUCAUCAUCAUCAAUGAUCAACAAUUUGAAUUAUGAUUUAAUAUCGUCGCUUCCAUCGACAUCUUCCACUACUAACCACGCAUCUCAUGAUCGAAUCAUUAUUUUCUCAAUUGUUUUUCAAACAUUUUCAUUUAAAUAUUGUCUUUUAACAAUGAAAAGUGAUGAUCAAGACGAUGGAAGUUCAUCAUCGGCUUCAAAUUCAGCAACGACAACCACAGCCGGAAUCAAUCCAAAUACAAACACAGCAUAUUCACCGCGAUAUUAUGAAUUAUUUCGUAAACGAAUACAGCUACCUGUAUGGGAAUAUCAAAGUAAAUUCAUCGAUCAACUUGACAAUAAUCAGAUAAUCGUUUUAGUUGGUGAAACCGGCUCUGGAAAAACAACACAAAUACCACAAUGGUGUGUAGAUUAUUGCCGUAAACGAAAGAUAAAAAUUGGUGUAUCCUGUACACAACCACGACGAGUAGCAGCAAUGUCUGUCGCUCAACGUGUUGCUGAAGAAAUGGACGUACAACUUGGUCAAGAAGUUGGUUUUUCCAUUCGUUUUGAAGAUUGUUGUUCCCCACGUACCAUAUUGAAAUAUUGUACCGAUGGUAUGUUAUUACGGGAAGCUAUGUCCGAUCCAUUAUUAGAAGCAUACAGUAUUAUAUUGUUGGAUGAAGCACAUGAACGCACAUUAUCCACCGAUAUAUUGAUGGGUGUAUUGAAACAAGUCGUAACGAAACGUAAUGAUUUGAAAAUCAUUGUUAUGAGCGCUACGUUAGAUGCUGGAAAAUUUCAACAAUAUUUUGAUAAUGCACCAUUGAUGAAUGUACCUGGGCGUACACAUCCUGUGGAAAUAUUCUACACACCAGAACCAGAACGUGAUUACUUGGAAGCCGCUAUUCGAACCGUUAUACAAAUUCAUGUAUGUGAAGAAGAAGGUGAUUGUCUUGUUUUUCUUACCGGCCAAGAAGAAAUUGAAGAAGCAUGUAAACGUAUUAAACGUGAAAUUGAUAAUCUUGGACCAGAUGUUGGACCAUUGAAAAGUAUACCAUUAUAUUCAACAUUACCACCUAAUCUUCAACAACGAAUAUUCGAACCGGCACCACCGAAUAAACCAAACGGUGCCAUUGGACGUAAAGUAGUUGUAUCGACAAAUAUUGCCGAAACAUCAUUAACUAUCGAUGGUGUUGUCUAUGUUAUUGAUCCAGGAUUUUCUAAACAAAAAGUUUAUAAUCCAAGAAUUCGUGUUGAAUCAUUAUUGGUGUCACCGAUAUCACGAGCAUCGGCACAACAACGUGCUGGUCGUGCUGGCCGUACAAAACCAGGUAAAUGUUUUCGGCUCUAUACAGAAAAAGCAUUCAAAAAUGAUAUGCAAGAGCAAACAUAUCCAGAAAUUCUUCGUUCCAAUCUUGGUACGGUUGUUUUGCAACUAAAAAAACUUGGCAUUCAUGAUCUUGUACAUUUUGAUUUUAUGGACCCACCUGCGCCUGAAACAUUGAUGCGUGCCCUGGAAUUAUUAAAUUAUAUCGGCGCCCUUGAUGAUGAAGGUGAAAUGACCGAUAUCGGCGCUAUUAUGGCUGAAUUUCCAUUGGAUCCACAGCUAUCGAAAAUGUUGAUUUCAUCAUGCGAUUAUAAUUGUUCCAAUGAAAUAUUAUCAAUUGCAUCAAUGUUAUCGGUACCACAAUGUUUUGUUCGACCAAAUGAACAUAAAAAAGCUGCAGAUGAUGCAAAAUUACGUUUUGCACAUAUCGAUGGUGAUCAUCUUACCCUGUUGAAUGUUUAUCAUGCAUUCAAACAAAAUCAUGAGGAUCCAAAUUGGUGUUAUGAAAAUUUUAUUAAUUAUCGUUCAUUAAAACAGGCGGAUAAUGUACGACAACAAUUGGCAAGAAUAAUGGAUCGUUUUAAUUUGAAACGUAUUUCAACUGAAUUUACAUCCAAAGAUUAUUAUCUAAAUAUUCGUAAAGCUCUAGUUUCCGGAUAUUUUAUGCAGAUUGCACAUCUAGAACGUAAUGGAGCAUAUCUAACGAUAAAAGAUAAUCAAAUUGUCUAUCUACAUCCAUCAUCGGUAUUGGAUCAUAAACCAGAUUGGGUUCUAUAUAAUGAAUUUGUAUUGACAGCUAAAAAUUAUAUACGAACCGUUACGGAAAUUAAACCUGAAUGGCUUCUACGUAUUGCACCUGUCUAUUAUAAUUUGGAUUAUUUUCCACAAUGUGAAGCUAAACGACAAUUGGAAUUUGUUAAAAAUAAAAUGAUUGCUCAACGUGAAAAACGUGUCUGAAAAACAACGUAUUCAACUAAUGAAAAAAAAACAAAUAUAACCAACCAAUCAAUUAAUCAAAUUUUCAAAUGAAAUUAGGAAUUUUCUUAUU